Molecule: messenger RNA, 3813 nt
Organism: Penicillium salamii
Lineage: Eukaryota; Fungi; Ascomycota; Eurotiomycetes; Eurotiales; Aspergillaceae
Source: the annotation of a GenBank genome assembly
AUGGCGGUUGCCCAAGGAAUAAACAUCUCCAUUGAUCGUGGAGGCACUUUUUGUGAUGUCCUGGUACAAGUUCCAGGCCGUCAAGAUCUCGUGUUCAAGCUGCUAUCUGAGGAUCCGCAAAAUUACCGCGAUGCCCCGACAGAGGCAAUCCGAAGAGCAUUGGAAGUGAUCGAAGAACGGCAGAUACCCGCUGGGCAACUACUGGACGGAUCACAGAUAGCAUCAUGUCGCAUUGGAACUACCAUCGCGACCAAUGCGUUGCUGGAAGGCAAAGGGCGUGACUUUGCAUUUGUCACAACGAAGGGCUUCAAAGAUGUCUGCGUCAUUGAUGACCAAACGCGACCGAAGCUGUUUGCCUUAAACGUGAGAAAACCCUCUGCGCUGCACUCCGUGUCGGUGGAAAUCGACGAACGCAUCACUAUUGAAGAUUAUGAUCUCAACCCAUCUCCUUUGGACAAAGCAGCCAAGCUCACGGAUCCUGCACUGGUGCGAACGCCUAGUGGAGAGGUGGUGAGGAUUUUGAAACCCCUCGAUACUGUUGAGGUUCAAGAGGUGUUGAGUGGACUGUUGUCUGCGGGCUAUACCUCUUUGGUCAUCUCCUUCAUGCAUUCCUAUUUGUAUCCUUCCCAUGAGGACCAGGUAGCGGAGAUUGCGCGGAACAUGGGCUUUGAAACUGUGAUCAAAGCGUCUGAAGUUAGCCCCGUUAUCAAGUUCCUUCAACGCAGCAGUUCCGCUUCAUCUGAGGCAUAUUUGUACCCCAUCGUGAGAGAUUAUGUGCAAGCGUUCCAAACCGGCUUCAGUGUACUUCCUCAACGCGUCGAGUUCAUGGGUUCCGACGGAGGACUGAGACAAGCUGAAAAAUUCCGCGGAAAUGAAGCCCUCCUCAGUGGACCGGCGGGUGGUGUUGUUGGAAUUGCCCGAACGUGUUUUGAUGCGUUUGAAAAGUCGCCCGUACUCGGGUUUGACAUGGGAGGGACCAGCACGGAUGUUUGUCGAUACGACGGCAAGUAUGAUUAUUUGACAGAGACGGUAGUUGGUGGGCGCAAAAUCACAGCGCCCAUGUUGAAUAUCACGACGGUUGCAGCUGGCGGAGGGUCGAUGCUGUUUGCCCGACACGGAUUGUUUGUUGUUGGCCCCGAGAGCGCGGGCGCCCAUCCUGGUCCUGCAUGUUACCGAAAAGGGGGUCCUCUUACCGUGACCGACGCGAAUCUUUUUUUGGGAAGACUGGUUCGGUCUUCAUUUCCAGCCAUCUUUGGUCCGGAUGCGAAUCAAAGCCUAGAUCUUGAGAUCACCAAGCAGAAGUUCGAUGAGAUAACUCGUCAGAUCAAUGAGCAAACUGGGCAGACACUCACCCCGGAGGAAGUUGCUUUCGGGUUUCUUGAUGUCGCAAACGAAACCAUGACUCGCCCAAUGCGCAAUGCAACAGAGGUGCGUGGAUUUGCACCGGGCAGGCACACGUUGGUCAGCUUUGGAGGUGCUGGCGGUCAACAUGCUUGCUCAAUCGCCAACAAGCUGGGCAUCCAACGAAUCCUGAUCCAUAAGCACUCAUCCUUACUCUCAGCUGUUGGUAUUUCCCAAGCCGAUCUGCAGGUCGAAAAAACAUUGCCCUUCGUGGGAUUCUUCAGUUUCGACAUCUUGGGGGAGAUUCGAAGUCAGAUAAAGAAGCUGAGAUCCAAGGUGGAAACUGCCUUAUACUCACAAGGCGCAGAUCCUUUGACUAUUGUGUUCGAAGAAUCCCUCAGUCUGAGAUAUGCGGGAACAGACACCAACAUUAUCGUCCCCAAACCGGAUGAUGAGGAUUACGGUGGAUCAUUCGUGGCCACCCAUCUACGAGAGUUUGCGUUCUCCCUGGAAAGGAAGAUACACAUCGACUCUAUAAAGGUCCGUGGAGUUGGAAGAAGCGGUGUUACUGCUGACAAUCCGUCACCGUAUUAUUUACUGGAACAGGUCAAAUCUGGCAAGGAAUACCUUCAGGCUGAUCGAGCCCAACCUGUAUUUUUCGAUGCUGAAUGGCACAGUGUGCCAAUCUUCGAGCUCGGCUCAGUGCAGCGUCCCUCUCAAUUGCGAGGCCCUGCCUUGCUAAUUGAUGCUACCCAGACAAUCUUCGUAGAGCCUAGGCUCAAUGCCUAUCUUCUUUCGGAUCACCUGGUGCUCGAGAAGACAGAAACCAUAGCUUCCACAUCCGAAGUGUCGCAUUCUACAAAGACCAUUGACUCGAUUCAGCUUUCGAUUCUGUCCCACAGGUUCAUGGCUAUAGCAGAGCAGAUGGGAAACACUCUGCAGCGCACAUCUAUUUCAACCAGCAUCAAAGAGCGCCUGGAUUUCUCGUGCGCCAUCUUCUCCCGAGAUGGAAAGUUGGUGGCCAAUGCCCCACAUAUUCCAAUCCACCUUGGAAGUAUGCAAUAUGCAACCCAAUAUCAACACCGUCUUUGGGAAGGAAGACUGAAGCCCGGAGAUGUACUUCUCAGUAACCAUCCUGAAUGCGGCGGAACCCAUCUUCCGGAUCUGACCGUCAUCACUCCGGUCUUUGUGGAGGAAGAAGCCACUGUUGCCUUCUAUGCUGCUGCUCGUGGUCACCACACAGAUAUUGGAGGACAGGGAAUCACUUCGAUGAUGCCCGACUCGAGGGAGCUGUGGCAAGAAGGCUUCAACGUUAAAUCCAUGAAGAUAGUCGAUAAUGGUGUUUUUCUUGAAUCUGAUGUACGGGAUGCUUUCCUGGCUGCGGGUGAUCUCCCCGGCUGCAGCCCAACACGAAGAUUAGACGAUAAUAUUUCCGACAUCAAGGCGCAGAUCUCGGCGAAUCAGCGCGGUAUUCUGCUUUUGCAGAACAUGUGCAGGGAAUUCAGUUUCCCUUUUGUGCAUCGCUACAUGAGCGCCAUCCAGAUGAAUUCUGAAACCGCUGUCAGAGAAUAUCUCAAGCAGGUGUCCCGAUCGAAAGCCAUGCCCUUAACGGCGAGUGACCACUUCGACGACGGCACUGUCAUCAAAGUUACGAUAAAUAUCGACGAGGCAGGCGGCGCAGUGUUUGAUUUCACAGGUACGGGCCCCCAGAUGUGGGGAAAUUACAACUGCCCGAUUUCCAUCACUCAUUCCGCCGUGAUAUACAGCAUCCGGUGCUUGGUAGAUACGGAUAUUCCCCUCAACGAUGGAUGUCUGGCACCCAUAGACAUUCGAAUCCCCAAAGGCACCAUCUUAAGACCCAGCGCAUCCGUGGCAAUAUGCGGCAGCACACUAGCAAGCCAGCGCGUGAUUGAUACGAUUUUGCGGGCGUUCGAAAGCUGUGCGGCAUUCUCUGGUUGUGCGAAUAGCUUUGGCUGGGGAAUGGGAGGAAGGAAUCCCGUCACCGGUCUCAUUGAGCCCGGAUGGAAUUAUGGCGAAACGGUAGGAGGUGGUUGUGGUGCUGGGCCUGGCUGGCACGGAGAACAUGCUAUCCAGGCGCACUCGACCAAUACGAAAAUUACAGAUGCGGAGGUUGUCGAAAAAAGGACGCCUGUCAUUAUUCGAAAACACGCGAUCAAUCCUAGCACUGGCGGUGCUGGGGAGUAUCGAGGAGGAAACGGCGCGGUUCGUGAAAUUGAGGCUAGAAUUCCCCUCAAAUUCAGCAUACUCAGUGACCGGCGAGUCUUCUCUCCCUAUGGGAUGCAUGGAGGCCACCCUGGCUCCGUGGGCAAGAAUUAUGCAUUCAAGUGGAAUGAGGACAAGACUGCUUUGGAGAGACUGUCUCUCAGUGGGAAAGCUGCUCUUUCUCUGCAGGCUGGAGAACUCAUGCAAAUCAACAGCCCGGGGGGAGGAGGAUGGGGGUCUUCACUGUGA